AUUUAUUCUCAAUUAGAUCCGAGUGGUGAGUGAAAGUUUGAAAACAGAAGCAAUUCACAGACGAAGCCUAAUCUAGAGAAUGGCUGGUAGGUUUGACAAGCAAGCUGGUUUUUACGCGGAUGCUAGGCCAACUUAUCCAACCGAGUGGUACUCCAUGCUGGCUGCUCUAACUCCGCACCACUCUUUAGCUUGGGAUGUUGGCACCGGCAAUGGUCAAGCUGCUAUUGGUGUUGCUGAGCAUUAUGAGCAAGUAAUUGGAACCGAUGUGAGUGAGGCUCAGUUGAAACUUGCAAUGCCACACCCUCGCAUUCGAUAUCUCCACACUCCAUUAUCCAUGACAGAUGAUGAAUUAGUGGCCUUGAUUGGAGGAGAAAAUUCAGUUGAUUUGGUUACUGUGGCCGCAGCUGUCCACUGGUUUGAGCUCCCCAAGUUCUACUCCAUAGUAACACGGCUUCUAAAAAAGCCAGGAGGUGUAAUUGCUGUUUGGGCUUAUCAUGACAUGGUAGUUAGCCCCACUUUUGAUCCCAUAUUGAAGCGUUUUCUUGACACACUUCUUCCCUAUUGGGACCCAAAAAUAAAAGGCGUAUAUGAUGAUUAUAAGAUACUUCCAUUUCCUUUUGAAAGUGUAGGUAUAGGAUGUGAGGGGAAACCACAACAACUAGAUAUGCCAAAGGAGGUGUCACUUGAGAAAUUCUUGAAUAUGUUCAGGUCAUGGUCUCCAGUAAAUACAGCUAAGGACCAAGGUGUUGAUUUGUUAUCAGAAAGUGUGGUAAAAGAAUUUGAGAGUGCUUGGGGAGGACCUACAUUGGUCAGAUCAAUCAUCUUUAAGGGCUUUAUGCUUGCCGGAAAAGUUAGGCUUUAAUUAUUAUUAUUAUUAUUAUUAUUAUUAUUAUUAUUAUUAUUAUUUUGGUGGAAACCAGGUAAGGGACUGAGACAAGAGGGGAGUGGGUGGCUAGCUAAUAGUAUUGGAAUCCAGGGCCUGGUUGUGGAACUGGAUGCGAAAGUGAUAGUGGAACUUCUCCAUUCUAACAACAAGACUAAUGGAAUUUUGUACUUUUAUUUGAUAAGCUGGAAUUUUGUCCUUUAUGCUAGAUGACUGCAGAUCCUUACUCGGCAAGUUUACACCAAGUUCGUGUGGAGCAUGUUUACUGGGAAGGGAAUAAAGGAGCAGAUGCACUGGCCAAAUGGGGCACAACCAUGAGAGUUUUGUUAUUUUUGAUUUGCCCCCUAGCUCUGAUAUUCGCUCUAUGGUUAACAUGGAUGUAUCUGAUAUGUAUUUUUGUAGAACUGUGAACGCUAGCCCUGCCCCUGUGGUGAGGCAGUGAUUGUAUGGUUGUGUUUUGUUUAAUUCAUAUCCUUUUAACCAAAAAAAGAAAAGAAAAGAGGGAGUGGGUUGUUUAUGAUU
This is a messenger RNA of Quercus lobata, 1405 nucleotides long. Its product is annotated as putative methyltransferase DDB_G0268948. Lineage: Eukaryota; Viridiplantae; Streptophyta; Magnoliopsida; Fagales; Fagaceae. Gene Ontology annotation, molecular function: S-adenosylmethionine-dependent methyltransferase activity. The coding region runs from base 80 to 862 and encodes 260 amino acids. The record is from RefSeq and is a predicted model, not a curated record. The transcript is spliced from 2 exons.